AUGGAUUACACUAAGGGUGGCUUAAAACAGCAGUUGUGUUAUGCUAACUUGUGGUGGUCUGUUUCCCAUCAGGCACCAGCAGUAGCUUUUGCCCACAAAGGAUACCACAUCUUGUUGGAGAAGCCGAUGGCGGUCACAGCUGAGGACUGUAAAGAAAUUGUUCGUGCAUGCAAAACAAGCAAUGUCAUCCUUUCGGUAUGCCAUGUCCUACGUUACCACCCAGUUGCCCUGAAGAUAAAGGAACUGCUGAAUGCUGGGCUUAUCGGAGACAUCUGCCACAUUCAACAUCUAGAACCUGUUGGAUUCUGGCAUUUUGCACACUCCUUUGUGCGUGGCAACUGGAGGAAUGAAGCCGAAAGUUCUUUUUCUUUGCUGGCCAAAUCUUGCCAUGACAUUGACCUCAUUAAUUUUUGGAUCGGCAACAAAAGAUGUCUUAAACUGUCUUCUUUUGGCAGUCUCUCCCAUUUCACCAGAGAGAACAAGCCCAAAGGAGCUGCCAGUUGCUGUUUAAACUGUUCGAUUGAACAAACCUGCCCAUAUUCUGCUAAGAAGAUCUAUCUGGAGCAGGCAAAGCAGGGCUGCUUUAGUUGGCCUGUGUCAGUGGUGUGCAAUAGUGGUGAGUACGAUAUAGAAUCGCUGACUGAAGCCUUGCGCCAUGGCCCAUAUGGAAGGUGUGUUUACGAAUGUGACAAUGAUGUUGUUAGUAACCAGGUUGUCAAUAUGGAAUUUGAAGGAGGAGCAACAGCUGCCUUUACCAUGGUUGCCUUUACAGAGAAACUGGGGGUAAGAAAGACCACCAUCUAUGGAACAAAGGGAGAGCUCUCCUGUCAAGGAGCAGGACCUGUGGAGGUUUUUGAUUUCCUCCAAAAGAAGAAGAACAUCUUUCCUCCCAAUAAGAUGCCCUCUGAGCCAAGGUGCUUAAGCGGACAUGAUAGUUCAGACUAUUACCUGAUGGAGAGCUUCAUUUCAGCCAUAGCCGAGAAUAACCCAUCUCUGAUUCAGACUGGCGCGGAAGAGACCUUAAACUCUCACCUUCUUGUGUUUGAGGCGGAGAGAUCCAGAAGAGAAGAUCGGGUUGUGUUUCUUGAAAUAUGAAGGGAUCCAUGUGCCUC
Molecule: messenger RNA, 1112 nt
Organism: Elgaria multicarinata webbii
Lineage: Eukaryota; Metazoa; Chordata; Lepidosauria; Squamata; Anguidae
Exons: 10
Coding region: 1-1095 (364 amino acids)
Molecular function (GO): nucleotide binding
Source: RefSeq, a predicted model, not a curated record